CAGCAUUAAAAAUGAAGACUUACUUUCGAAGUCCCCUCAUACCCAUCCAGGAACUGAACCUGUUUCUUCCUAAGUUUGCCGCUGAAUUAUCUUCACAUUUCCAUUCCAUUCAUCAGCUGGGAAACAAUCACUGGAACACAAGGCUGAUUGGUUUCUCUUUUCUUCUGGCUUAUCAGCUUCUUUCAAUUAAAACUCCAGUGUUAGUUUUGACUUUGAGAGGCAAUACCAUGGGUGACAUGCUAGCAAACGUUUUGGUGAGUGUGACGAGCGAUUAUUACAACCUUGAGAAAAAAAUGCAAAAUCUUAAGAGGAAAGUUGAACUACUAAGCUGUCAAGAAGCUGAUAUGGUUGCAAGGCUAAGAGAGGAAGAACGUCAUCCAGGGAAAAGGCGAAAAAGUGUGGUCAAAUAUUGGUUGAGCGAAGUAGCAUCAAAGCAAAAAGAAUUCGAAAGCUUGGAAGCACAAGUGAACCAAAGUAGUCGUAUUUCGCGAGUGACCUUGGCGAAAUGUGCGGAUGAAAUGAUUGAGGAAGUGACAGGACUUCUUGAUCAAGGCAUAUUUUCUGAGGGGGUUGUACUAGAUUUUAGUGAGACAAUAGAGGAGAAAUUUGUAACUGUAGAAUGGAGAGGCCAAGCAUUUAAAGAAAAUUUGGAGAAAGUUAGGAUUUCUUUAUUGGGGAAUGAGGUCUCGAGUAUUGGCAUCUAUGGUAUGGGAGGAGUUGGCAAAACAACUCUGGCACAAUGUAUCUAUAAUGAGCUCAAGAAUGAAAAUUCGUUUUGCGGUAAUAUAUUCUGGUUCACCGUCUCGCAAGAUUUAAACAUUCCUAAGUUGCAGAAUGACAUUGGAAAGGCCCUGAAUCUAGAUCUUUCCGGUGAAGAUGAUGAGCACAAGAGAGCAGCCAAAUUAGGUUGGGCAUUGGAGAGAAAGAAGAGAUUUGUACUCAUGUUGGACGAUGUCUGGACUCCUUUUUUGUUGCAGAGGAUUGGAAUUUCUCCCUCUCUACAUGGAUUUAAGAUGAUAGUAAUUAGUCGAUCACUAGAGGUAUGUCGCAAUAUGGAAUGCCAAAGGUAUCUAAAAGUGGAAGUUUUUUCGAACGAAGAAGCUUGGAAGCUAUUUAUGAACAAACUUAGUUAUGGCAAUCGACUUCCACCCAAAGUGGAAGAGAUAGCAAGAGAAGUGGUAAAGAAGUGUGCUGGUUUGCCUCUUGCAAUUAUCACCAUGGCUGGAAGCUUGAGAGGAGUGAUUGACAUUUAUGACUGGAAGGAUGCCCUGGAAGAUUUGAAAGAGUCGUGUGUGGGACGAGAUGCCAUGGAAGAUGAGGUGUUUCCGAUACUAUUGUGUAGUUUUAAUCGAUUGAGGGAUCCCAUAUUAAAGCGUUGUUUCUUGUAUUGUUCCCUAUAUCCUGAAGACCAAGGUAUUCUAAGACAUGAAUUGAUAUCAAAUUUCAUUUCAGAGGGGCUGAUGGAAAAAAGAAGAAGCAGGCAAGCAUACUUAGACCAAGGUCACAAAAUAUUGAAUAAACUGGAGAACGUUUGCUUAUUGGAAAGAUGUGAAACUCUUCAUGAAUUAGGUGUGAAGAUGCAUGAUCUAAUAAGAGACAUGGCUUUAAAGAUCACAAAAGAUGACUACAUGGUAAAAGCUGGACUUCAAUUAAAGGAAAUUCCAGAGGAGCAGGAAUGGAAGGAAGAUUUGGUUAAGGUUUCCUUAAUGUGGAACAGGAUAGAAGGAAUUUCGAGAGCCACAUCACCUAAGUGUCCUAAACUUUCAACCUUGAUUUUAAGGUCCAAUCCUCUGAAGUUGGUUUCAGAUUCAUUCUUUUUGCAAAUGCGAGGCUUGCACGUUCUCAAUUUAAGUCACACCGAGAUUGAAUACUUGCCCAGUUCCAUAUCGGACUUGGCAGAACUUAAUGCAUUAUUACUUAGUCGGUGCUAUAAACUUAUGUUUGUACCACCAUUGGGAAACCUCAAGGCACUGCAAGAGCUGGACAUCAGUAAUACUGUCAUUAAGGAAAUACCCCAAGGCGUGGAAAGUUUAACCAACCUCAAAUGCUUGGACACAAUUGGCUCACGUAUGGUAAAAAUUUCAUCAGGGAUUUUACAAGGGCUGUCACUUCUUCAGCGUCUCACGCUCCCUCGACUGAUGACAAUACCAAUCGAAGAGGUUGCAGGAUUGAAACAACUAGAAGAAAUUCAGGGCAAAUUUGGCAACGUGCAUGAUUUCAACAUAUUUAUGAAGUCUCAACCAAGAGAUGGGCAGCUCAAUAUCUAUAAUAUUCAAAUAGGUGAGAGUUUUCCUUAUCUUUAUGGCACAGGGUUAGGAAAAAUGAUAACUUUUGGAAUAGACAGUCUUAAGAAAGGCGAAAGAGGGACAGACGAGAUUACACUGCCACGAAAUAUCGAGAGGGUGCAUUUUUACCGGUGUGGUCUCUGUAGUUGCUUAUUUGAUGAUAUCCAACAAUUAAAUAAUGCUACAGAAUUGAAGCACUGCUAUGUUGGAAACGAGGUUGGAAUAGAGUUCAUUGUGAGAUUGUCAUUUGAGAAAGAACUGACGGUAGAAGAAGAACAACAGUCUCGCUUGAUGCCACUCCAUUACCUUGAAAGUUUGUGCCUUGAGAACUUGCCAAAUUUUAUUGGUCUCAUCCGGUGGGAAGUAGCACCAGCUGUUGCACCGCUUCCACAUGGCCAUUUUUCUCACCUUCGAAGUUUGACGAUUAGUUAUUGCAGAAAAAUCAAGAAGCUUCUCCCUCGGAGUUUGGUACAAAACCUUCAUAACCUCGAGGAGCUGAGUGUUAAUUCAUGUGCAAAAAUGGAAGAGAUAAUAGGUGAUGAUGAAAGUGAUGGAGGCUUCGUUGCAGAAAGUAAUACCAACAUCACCCUACCAAGGUUAAAGUUUUUACAACUCAUCAAUCUACUAGAAUUAAAAAGCAUCUGCAAGGGGACAAUAAUCUGUAAUUCCAUUGUGGGAAUUCGUAUAAAAUCUAUUACAAAAGUAAGGAAGGUGCCUUUGUUUUUACCGCCUCUUAAUGGACAACCAUCUCCGCCUCCAUCUCUCAAAAACAUAAAACUCUGGGAAAAAGAUAAAGGAUGGUGGGAAUCAUUAGAGUGGGACCAGCCCAAUGCCAACAGUGUCCUUCACCCCUUCCUUGAUUAUGUAUGGAAUGCUAGAAUGCUACAAUCCUGAUAAUUGAUAAAAGUAGAUUGAAUUUCAUGUAAUGUGAUAUAUUUCAUGCAUGUACUGUUAUUUCCUUCUACACAGGUUGUAAGCAUUAUAGAAAGAUGCCUCGGGACUAAUAGAACAUGGAUAUACAGAAUAAAGUAGCAGCAAAGUUUGAGUGUCAAAUCCCAAAAAAUGUCCAAUAUUACGCAUUUGUUAACGCUAAUAAAUACAACAUUACGAACAUUCAAUGCUUGCAGGAGAAUUACAAACAGUAACACAAAGUUUACAGUAUCAAACCAACAUUGAAGUUGUACUAGGCAACAUAGACUAAGUUCAAAUAUCCUGCUCGAACUAGCAUUAGAUUUAAGGCCUGUUUGGGAGGGAUUUUUUA
Messenger RNA from Olea europaea var. sylvestris, 3546 nucleotides. RefSeq names its product probable disease resistance protein At1g61300. The transcript is spliced from 2 exons. NCBI's taxonomy places the organism in Eukaryota, Viridiplantae, Streptophyta, Magnoliopsida, Lamiales, Oleaceae. The record is from RefSeq and is a predicted model, not a curated record. Bases 12 to 3179 code for a protein of 1055 amino acids. Gene Ontology annotation, molecular function: protein binding; ADP binding.